AUGAGGAUAUUUAAAGGGGCUGAUCAGCACUUUUUGGACAUAAAUAUAGAUACCAUCAAGGAUUACAGUUACUUUGUCCCCGUAGAAACAUCUUGUAAAGCACUUAGCGUCCUCGCGGAUCUAGUGGCAAAGAAGGAUUCAGAAAGUCACAAAUUACAUGGUCAUUACAAACACAAGCAUCAGGGGGACACCAUAGAAAAUGGAAAAAUAUCAAGUUUGUCCUGGCACGCUGGGUAUGCGCAUGCAGAAUGCCAGGGCUUUGAUGCACCAGAAGUAUACGCAAUUACAUCAAAUGAAGAUGGCAGCACACGUGAUGGAGAAGACAAUUUGCUCAUCUACGCGAAUAUGCAGCAGAAAUUGCAGUUGGUGGGGAGGAACCUGACUGGCCUCAGUAAGGUUACCUUCACAACUCACGGUGCCAGCCAGCCCGGGUCGCCCUGUAACGAGUAUGACCAGUCGGACACGUAUCAGGUUUCAGAAGCUAGUACUGAUGGCCGUUAUGCUGCAGUGACAGUAAAUCUUCGCUCCUUCGGGACAGGGGAGAAGUAUUACUACAUCUGUACAAAGGGUCAGCAGAUAGGAAGCUGCUGGUACCACCAGGGAGAAAAUGGUCUAUCUCGCAUCAUAGUGCAUGUGAAGGAGGAGGAGAAGACACUGCUGCCAUUGUGGAUACAGAUCUGCCUCAUUUCCUUACUGCUGGUUCUCUCUGGUCUCUUUAGUGGUCUCAAUCUUGGAUUGAUGGCCCUCGACAAAACAGAACUGAAAAUUAUAGAAAAAUGUGGUUCUAAAGAUGAAAAAAGUUAUGCAAAAAAGAUCAACCCAGUUAGGAAGCGUGGUAACUUCCUCCUUUGCACACUGUUGUUAGGGAAUGUCCUUGUCAACAAUACACUUACAAUAUUACUAGAUGAUGUGAGUAACGGUCUGUAUGCAGUGAUAGGGGCCACACUUGGCAUUGUGAUAUUUGGAGAGAUCAUUCCACAGGCUAUCUGUUCUCGACAUGGACUGGCUGUGGGAGCUCGGACUAUCUGGCUUACACGUCUCUUCAUGCUUAUCACAUUUCCAUUAUCAUUUCCUAUAAGUCUUAUAUUGGAUAAAAUUCUGGGAGAAGAAAUUGGUCAGGUGUAUGACCGUGAAAAAUUGUCAGAACUUGUCAGAGUGACUAAAGAUUUUAAUGACCUCCGUAAAGAGGAGGUGGAUAUUAUAGAAGGUGCACUAGAAUUGACAAGAAAACCUGUAAAAGAUAUUAUGACCAAAAUUGAGGAUGUGUAUAUGUUGGAUUAUUUAUCUCUUCUAGAUUUUGAGACAGUGACAGAAAUUAUGAAGCGGGGCUACACCCGUAUUCCAGUGUAUGAUGGCGAUAAAAGUAAUAUUGUUGCUUUACUUAACAUCAAGGAUCUUGCCUUAGUGGAUCCUGAUGAUAAAACACCGUUGAAAACUGUCAUCAAGUUCUUCCAGCACCCGCUUGUUUUUGUGUUUGAUGACCAGAAACUGGACCAAAUGCUGCAAGAUUUCAGGAAAGGACAUUCUCACAUGGCCAUUGUAAGACGUGUAAACAAUGAAGGCGAAGGGGACCCAUUUUAUGAGACACUAGGUGUUGUCACCCUUGAAGAUGUCAUUGAGGAGAUCAUCCAAGGGGAGAUAAUUGAUGAAACGGACACACUUACUGACAACAGACAGAAGGCACCUAGAAAGUUAUUAAGACAGGACUUCAGCAUAUUCAACACACCUGAUGAUCACAACAAGGCUUUUAUCUCACCUCAGCUUUCCCUUGCAGCAUUUCGCUUCCUUUCUACAUCUGUGGAUCUGUUUCAUGAGGACCUGAUUUCAGAAAACGUAUUGAAGCGUCUUCUGCAGCAGAACAUUGUUGAGGAGUACCAGCCUAACUUGAAUGAUAGCGAUUCUUUCAAAUAUUUGUACCAGGAUGGAGUUCCAUGUGACUACUUUAUACUGAUACUUCAAGGACAUGUGGAAGUGAACGUAGGAUUUGAGAAGAUGUGUUUUACCGGGGGACCAUUUUCUUUCUAUGGAGUCCAGGCUUUGGAUGUUGCAGAGGGGGCCUUUGUCCCAGACAGUAACACAGAUAGUGUGUAUGUGAAGACUAAACCAUACAUUCCUGACUUCACCAUCCGAGCGGUCUCACCUUUGCUCUUCAUUAAGAUAGGACGAGGGCACUACAUCGCUGCACGUCGGGCUACAUUAAUGGGAAGAUCCAAGAACAAACUGGCAAAUGCAGAAGAUGAAACAUUCAAUAAAGAAUGGAAAAAAGCCACAUUGAUUUCCCAUGCUAGCUCCUCUGAUAACAUGCUUCGUCACAGCUCCCCUGAUAUCUCUAAACCUUCUAUAACCAUCAGCGAGGCUAGUCGCACUGUCAGCUCUGGCAUGUCAAACUCCAAACUGUCGCAUACAGACAGUAAGGAUUCGGGAUGGAGUUUUCCUUCGACUGAUGAAAAAACGGGAGCUUGCAAAGACCAUGAUGUCAAGAUUGAUGUCAAGGUAACUUCAGAAGAGGACAACGAGGACCCCCAAUGUUGUCCAUCGGAUGAACAGACAUACUUAAUUGAUUCUAAGAAUGAUGUUGUAAGCUAA
Ylistrum balloti is the source of this 2586-nucleotide messenger RNA. Its product is annotated as metal transporter CNNM4-like. Gene Ontology annotation, cellular component: plasma membrane. The coding region runs from base 1 to 2586 and encodes 861 amino acids. NCBI's taxonomy places the organism in Eukaryota, Metazoa, Mollusca, Bivalvia, Pectinida, Pectinidae. Gene Ontology annotation, molecular function: transmembrane transporter activity. The record is from RefSeq and is a predicted model, not a curated record. The transcript has 9 exons. Gene Ontology annotation, biological process: transport; magnesium ion homeostasis.